Messenger RNA from Naegleria lovaniensis, 2064 nucleotides. RefSeq lists its product as uncharacterized. The transcript has a single exon. Gene Ontology annotation, molecular function: alpha-1,2-mannosyltransferase activity. The record is from RefSeq and is a predicted model, not a curated record. Gene Ontology annotation, biological process: GPI anchor biosynthetic process. Gene Ontology annotation, cellular component: endoplasmic reticulum membrane. Bases 1 to 2064 code for a protein of 687 amino acids. Lineage: Eukaryota; Heterolobosea; Eutetramitea; Acrasida; Naegleriidae.
AUGCCUCUUGCUUCAUCGGAAGGCUCUCAUUCAGCAACAACACAAUCAACCUUCUCGUUGAAUGAAAAGAUGAAAGAAUGGGAAUGGAUUUUGAGAGGAGCUUACAUACUCAGCUUGAUCAUUCGCUUUUUGUGUAUCUUUCCGAUGGGAUAUAUUUUUCCUGAUGAAUUUUUUCAAUCUCCUUCAUUUACUUCUUCAAUAGUAUUUAGGGGGUUAUAUCAACAACAAGUAGAUUUGGGUUGGAAUAAUAAUCUUACAACUUACAACUCAAUGAAUGGAACUGUAUUGGAUGAAAGCUUUUUAAGAUGGGAGUUUACAUUUGAGUUUCCUCAAAGAAAUACUUUAAUUCCUUUGAUAUUCACUGGAAUUCCAUUGUACGUGGUGAAAAUAAUCAUGUCAUUUUGCAAGAGCAUGUUGGAUCGAGAUGAAUAUUUGCAAUUAUUACACCAAUAUUCACCUCUAAUUAUUUUAUAUGCGCCAAAAAUUUUAUUGUUCUUCCUUUCCUUUUUAAAUGACAUGUUUGUGUGGAAAUUAUUGUGCUCGAGGGAUUGCAAAGCGUCACAUCAAUUUAAAGGAUCAUCUUUGCGAUCGCUAUCGUCAAAGAGCUUAUUUUUAUUCACUAUUUAUUCAUUCUUUCUAACAACAUUGGUCUUCUCGACGAGAACUUUUGCGAAUACAAUAUCAGGAGCAUUAUUUGCUCUUUUCUUGCUGAUGGAGAUGAAAAGAAGAGAAACAGGAAGCACCAUUUAUUUAUUAUGGAAUGCAAUCAUUUUCUCGCUGGGCUUUUUCAGCAACUUUAUUUUUGCGUUUUAUGCUACUCCAGUUGCACUGAUGUCGUUACUCUCACCACUGUUUGAACAAUGGCAUUCUUCAUUCAAAACAAAAUUUUUGUUCAUAACGAGAAAUAUUGUAACAUUCGGAUUUACAGCAUUGAUGGCCUGCUCUUUCUUGAUUCUUCUUGACAGCAUAUUUUUCUUUAAGUAUUUUUCUCGACCAAAUUAUUUGAGCUCUUUUAGAUACUUACUUUAUAAGUUGAACUUAAUUAGCGAUUGGAACGACCCGACAUUAAGCCCUAUAUUCAAUUCAAGCAUUGUUAUUGCGCCAUUGAACAACAUCAUUUACAACUCUUACGUUGAAAAUUUGGCCAUUCAUACACUUCAUCCCAGAUAUAUCCAUUCUUUGAUUAAUUCACCUCUCUUAUUUGGAUUUACAUAUUUUGCUUUUUGUUUUAGACUUUUCAGAUGGAUUGCCAAAUACAUAUCUAGACUAUUCCUCUCCACUCAUUGGAACUCCUCUGCUGUUGGCAUUACUGAAAUUCCUUAUAUUAUUUGGAUUGCAUUUUUAUCUGCCCUGUCAGGAUUAAUAAUUCUAAGUUAUGUACCACAUCAGGAGCCUCGUUUUAUUUUACCUUCAUUUUGCUGCUUGGUGAUAUUGUCAGGAUACGACUUUGAACGAAUGGAUUAUUCAGAAAAAAAGAAUGACAGUCAAGUGUCCAACACCUCAACGAAUGAUAAUUCAAAUCUUUGGCCAGCACAAACCAAGAAGUUUCUCUUUCUUUGCAUCCUACAUGGAAUCUUACUUUCCAUAUUCUAUACAUUGAUUCAUCAAGUAGGUGUUGUGUCAAGCAUAACAUCUCUUCCAUCCAUCAUUCUGAAAUCUCAAACUCCAAAUUCAAAAGAAAUAGAAGGAAGGGUUGGCAUUGUUUAUCACAACACAUAUUCGGCGCCUCAUUACCUUUUGUCUUAUUUCAUUCCAACCAAGAUAUCUGUCACAGAUUUAGCAGGUGUUGAAAAUCCAGAAACCCUCCUUCACACCAUCAACGAACAAUUUAUGCACAAUGAUAGAAUUUUGGUUGUUGGACCCAAACAUUUAAAUGCCAAACUACUUCGGAACUCGUCGUACACUCAGCUUAAACCUCUGGCCACUUACUUCCACUUCAACACGGAAUAUAUCCAACCAAUCACACGGGACGAUUUGACAAAGUAUCCUUCUUUGCUCGAAUUCUUUAGACACUACAAGAAUGAGUACUUGACUAUUGAGGUUCUUGAGAUACAACCGAGAUAA